CCGCAGCGAGCCCAGCGUCCCGAUCAAAGUUUUAAAGAGACUAACGUGAAACAUGAUUGCCAGUCUGAUCUAUUUCGUGCUGUUUCCGUUGACGAGGCUGAUCGGACGCGUCUCAGGACUGUGGCGGACGACACCGUGUGCGUACAUUAAUGGCAGAGAGGUUGGGGAUGUUCGUGGAGCUCCUUCCAGACGGCUUCCAGAGCUUCAGACGGAUCUGUUACUGCACCGCCGCAGCACAACACGCAUCAUUCCCGGCCCAGAAGGCACGGAGAGGGAACACACCUGUGGAAUGGUGCCGGGACGAGCUCCUCCGGACAGCGGGGAGGCGGUAGGUGAAACGCAGAGGAGGCGAGAGGACGAGCUGGAUGAGGAGGUGAUGUGUGACGACACACCACCUGUGACGGAGGUAAACACCUGUGAACACGAGUGCCGCUCAGAACUGACGGAGGGUUUGGAGGACAUCAAGGGUGUUGCUUUAGUGGUAACAGAAGUGGAGCUCACAGCGUCACCAGUGGACGGGUGUCAGGAAAUAACAAGCGAUUGUGCUGCCCUGGUCAACUUCCUCCAAGAGCCUCAGGUCAGUCCCGAUGACACGACUCCAUCUGAGAGCGAACCGGACCCUGCUCGUGUAAGCGGAGUGUCUCUGGAUCUAACGGCAGAACUUCACGCAAGUGCUGAAGGAACGGAAGAUGAUGAUGAAGAUGCACAUCCCAGCGCACGUUGCUCUGAAAUGCUGCUGGGGUUGGAUUGGGACACUGAAGGUGAAGCUCAGUUCAUGACCAGCCAUCCCGUGUUUGAUUUGAGGGCGUUACUUGCGGAUUCUCACUGCGUUCAGAGACCAGCAGAGCCCGUCGGUUGGCAUUUUCCAACAGGUUUGGGACUGUCAGAUGUGUGUUUUUGCCCUUAUGUGCAGUUUCCGGCGCUCAGCUACUAUCCUGCGGCUCAAGACGACAUCAAUAUUGAAGGUGGGAUCAUCGCAAAAACACCUGCUGUGACAUGGAGGUUAUGGGAGGACCUGAGUGAAGCCUGUGGUGAGCCGUGUGCGGACCUCUUUGAAUUCAGCAUCAUGUCUUACAACAUUCUGGCUCAGGAUCUGCUGGAGGCUCAUCCAGAACUCUACACACACUGUCCGGAGGAGGUGUUGCUGUGGGAAUACAGAUUUCAUCUCCUCCUGCGGGAGCUGCACGUCUGGAUGCCUGAUAUUGUGUGUCUUCAAGAAGUCCAGGAGAAUCACUUUCAGGAGCAGAUGUAUCCUGUCCUUAUUGAGAUGGGAUACACCUGCAUCUAUAAGCGACGCACCGGCAGCAGAACGGACGGCUGCGCUGUGUGUUACCAGAGCGAGCGUUUUACUCAACUCUCCGUCAACCUGCUGGAGUUUUACCGAUCCGACUGCCAGCUGCUGAACCGUGACAACGUGGGCAUUGUGUUGCUCCUUCAGCCAAUCACAGAGCAGGGUGAAGCUCUCAGUCCCAUAUGUGUGGCCAACACGCACCUGCUGUUUAACCCCAGGAGAGGGGACGUGAAGCUGGCGCAGCUGGCCAUCGUGUUGGCUGAGAUUGACGUGAUGAUGAAGACAUGUGAAAGUCAAGGUAGACGCUGUGAGGUUGUUCUGUGUGGAGAUUUUAACGCGUUACCCAACUCACUUCUGCUGAAGUUCAUCACCAGCGGUCAGCUCUACGUCUUUGGCUUACCGGCCUGGAUGGUUUCAGGUCAGGUGGAUUUGUCUAGUAAAUUUCAUCAAAGUAGGAUUUUCGAGCCACUGUGGCUGGACAAACUCGGCAUCAAUGAAAACUGUCAGUAUGGGGUUUAUUCUGACCCGAGGACCAGCGGCCCAGAGAAAUUGCAGUACAGUCAUGAUUUUCUUCGCCGGCUGCAAUUCUGUCAGGCGUCAUGUGUGCGACCACCAGACCUGGACGUUAUACCUGGAGUCACAGACAAUACACCGGACCCUGACGAGAUCCACAUGUUCAGUUUCAGGUUCGGACACACUUUGUUUCACGGUCUGAAACUGACGUCAGCUUACCCUCACACCCAUCCCAUCACUCACAACUGUGUGCUCACCACACUGAACUCAGAGGGAGGAGCCAUGGUGGACUACAUCUUCUACUCCACUCCGACACGCAACGCUGCUCACGUGAAAGAGAGAGGCGGUGGUUUGAAGCUACUCGGUCGUCUGUCAUUGCUGUCUGAAGAAGAUCUCUUGUCACUCAAAGGACUUCCCAAUGAAACGUUUCCUUCGGACCACCUUAGCCUACUCGCCAAAUUUCAACUCUCUUGAGGCUCUGUCGAGUACUCAAUGACUCAUUUCUGCUUAGUAUUUCUUUACCCUGCUGAGUAUUCCUUGACAUGUUUGAGUUUUCUCUGCACUUUUGAGUGUUUGUCUUCACUUUGCGGUAUUUCUUGACAUUUGUGUAUUUCUCUGCACUUUUAUGGACCUCUUGGCUCUUUUGAGCAUUGAUGUCUUUUGAGGUAUUUUGUGGCUGUGUUGACUAUGUCUCAGCAUUUUUGUGUAUGUCUUGGCUCUGCUGAGUAUUUCUUUGCCCUUGAGUAUUUUUCUCCUCUGUUGGCUGUGUGAUGGUUAAGAACAGGCACUGUGUAUGUCACACACUAUAUACAGGCAACACAUCUGAUUGUAGGGGACUGUAGUAUUUGGUGAUUGUUUUUCUUUAGAAUUUUAACUAGUGAUUCAUUACUAGAUUACGAGAGAUUUAUUUCGCAUUCUGUUGUUUUAUUUUCAAUACUGUAAAAUGCGAGUAAACUGUAUGUUUGAUGAAAAUCAACAUUUUUUUUUCUUUAUGAAAAUGCAAAAUGCGGUCAUGGUCCAUUUGCUCAUUUUUGUGUUGAGUUAUUCUUAACAUUGUUUUCACUUUGAAUUUUUAUUGUAAAUGGAGCAAA
Molecule: messenger RNA, 2895 nt
Organism: Triplophysa rosa
Lineage: Eukaryota; Metazoa; Chordata; Actinopteri; Cypriniformes; Nemacheilidae
Gene: angel1
Product: angel homolog 1 (Drosophila)
Exons: 10
Coding region: 53-2278 (741 amino acids)
Molecular function (GO): 3'-5'-RNA exonuclease activity
Source: RefSeq, a predicted model, not a curated record